This is a messenger RNA of Jaculus jaculus (lesser Egyptian jerboa), 4183 nucleotides long. It is a transcript of the gene Ablim3, whose product is annotated as actin binding LIM protein family member 3. The transcript is spliced from 24 exons. Lineage: Eukaryota; Metazoa; Chordata; Mammalia; Rodentia; Dipodidae. Gene Ontology annotation, molecular function: actin filament binding. The record is from RefSeq and is a predicted model, not a curated record. Gene Ontology annotation, cellular component: actin cytoskeleton; stress fiber. Gene Ontology annotation, biological process: lamellipodium assembly; cytoskeleton organization; cilium assembly. Bases 231 to 2282 code for a protein of 683 amino acids.
ACCCGCGAGCCCACAUCAUGGAUGGCGAGCUCUCGGGUUUCGCCCUGCUCGCGGUGCCAUCGCGGACAGCGGACGACCAGCAGGAUUCAUGAGCCGGUCGCAGGGGGCCGGGGCAGGGGCCUCUGGCUCCAGACGCUGGCCGAGAGGUGAUGAGUGAGGCCGGGAGAGCCGAAUUAAAAAGCCACCGGGGCCUCCGUGUUGAAUGAAAGACCCAGAGCAAAGGCAUCACCAUGAACACGAGCAUCCCUUAUCAACAGAGUCCUUACAGCCCCCGGGGCAGCUCUAAUGUCAUCCAGUGCUACCGAUGUGGAGAUACCUGCAAAGGGGAAGUAGUCCGUGUCCACAACAACCACUUCCACAUCAGAUGCUUCACCUGUCAAGUAUGUGGCUGUGGCCUGGCCCAGUCGGGCUUCUUCUUCAAGAACCAGGAGUACAUCUGCACCCAGGACUACCAGCAGCUCUAUGGCGCCCGCUGCGACAGCUGCAGGGACUUCAUCACAGGCGAGGUCAUCUCUGCCCUGGGCCGCACCUACCACCCCAAGUGCUUCGUGUGUAGCUUGUGCAGGAAGCCUUUUCCCAUUGGAGACAAGGUGACCUUCAGUGGCAAAGAAUGUGUGUGCCAGACAUGCUCCCAGUCCAUGACCAGCAGUAAGCCCAUCAAGAUCCGUGGACCGAGCCAUUGUGCUGGGUGCAAGGAGGAGAUUAAGCAUGGCCAGUCACUCCUGGCCCUGGACAAGCAGUGGCACGUCAGCUGUUUCAAAUGCCAGACCUGCAGCGUCAUCCUCACUGGGGAGUACAUUAGCAAGGACGGUGUUCCAUACUGCGAGUCUGAUUACCACUCCCAGUUUGGCAUUAAAUGUGAGACCUGUGACCGAUAUAUCAGCGGCAGGGUCUUGGAGGCAGGAGGGAAGCACUACCACCCCACUUGUGCCAGAUGCGUACGCUGCCACCAGAUGUUCACUGAAGGGGAGGAGAUGUACCUCACAGGUUCUGAGGUUUGGCACCCAAUCUGCAAGCAGGCAGCCCGUGCAGAGAAGAAACUGAAGCAUAGACGGACAUCUGAAACUUCCAUCUCUCCCCCUGGAUCCAGCAUCGGUUCACCCAACCGCGUCAUUUGUGCUAAAGUGGAUAACGAGAUCCUUAAUUACAAAGACCUGGCAGCUCUCCCAAAGGUUAAGUCUAUCUACGAGGUGCAACGCCCUGACCUCAUUUCCUACGAGCCUCAUUCCAGAUACACGUCCGACGAGAUGCUGGAGAGAUGUAGCUAUGGAGAGUCGCUGGGAACAUUAUCUCCUUACUCUCAGGACAUCUAUGAGAACCUGGACCUCCGGCAGAGACGGGCCUCCAGCCCAGGAUACAUUGACUCUCCCACCUACAGUCGGCAGGGCAUGUCACCCACCUUCUCCCGCUCACCUCACCACUACUACCGCUCAGGGCCUGAGAGUGGCCGGAGCUCUCCAUACUAUAGCCAAUUAGAUGUGAGGUCUUCUACUCCAACCUCUUACCAGGCUCCCAAGCACUUUCACAUCCCAGCUGGAGACAGUAACAUCUACCGGAAACCCCCGAUCUACAAACGGCAUGGUGAUUUGUCUACAGCAACCAAGAGUAAAACCAGUGAGGACAUCAGCCAGGCCUCCAAGUACAGUCCAGCCUACUCACCCGACCCCUACUAUGCUGCAGAGUCUGAAUACUGGACCUACCAUGGGUCCCCCAAAGUGCCCAGAGCCAGGAGGUUCUCAUCUGGAGGAGAGGAGGAGGAUUUCGACCGCAGCAUGCAUAAGCUCCAGAGUGGAAUUGGCCGGCUGAUCCUCAAGGAGGAGAUGAAGGCACGGUCAAGCUCCUAUGCAGAUCCCUGGACCCCUCCACGGAGUUCCACCAGUAGCCGGGAGGCCCUGCACACUGCUGGCUAUGAGAUGUCCCUCAAUGGCUCUCCUCGGUCGCACUACCUGGCUGACAGCGACCCCCUUAUCUCCAAAUCUGCCUCGCUACCUGCCUACCGGAGAAACAGGCUGCACAGGACACCCAGCGCAGACCUCUUCCACUACGACAGCAUGAAUGCAGUCAACUGGGGCAUGAGAGAAUACAAGAUCUACCCAUAUGAACUGCUGCUGGUGACCACAAGAGGAAGAAACCAGCUGCCGAAGGAUGUGGACCGGACCCGCUUAGAGCGUCACCUGUCCCAGGAGGAGUUCUACCAAGUGUUCGGCAUGACUAUCUCAGAGUUUGAGCGGCUAGCCCUCUGGAAGAGGAAUGAACUGAAGAAGCAAGCCCGGCUGUUCUAGGCGGAGGCUCUAUACAUAUAGAUGCAUUUAUAUAAAGAUGUAUGUAAAUCUCUAUGCUGACACGCGCGCGUUAUAAUCCUCUUGUGUAACAGGACACGCUGCCUGCCAUGGGACUUGCUUUUCUGUACCGUGAGGCGAGCUCAUAUCAUCGAGGUAUUUUUAUGCUUCUUACUCCUCUUUUCUAAGUGCUGUGGGAUCUGGGAAGGGAUUUGAAGGGACCCCAUCCUUUUACUGGGGAUCCUUUUUAUACUGAAACAUCCAUCCUACUAGUGAGUCCCCAAGGUCCAACUCUCUUUCUUGUAAUCGGUGCCUGGAGGAGCCUCUGCUUUUGGCCUCCCCCCCCUCCCCCGCCCCCCAGGGCUGAUGCUGACUUGCAGUCUUAUGUACUGUGGCCCCAGAGGCGCCCUCCCAUGGUAGAUCCAUGGUACUGCACCCAAAUAAGUGAGCAGUUUUCAGGACUCAAGAAUUUUCUCCACACCCCAACUAGGAGUUCAAUGUUUUAUGGGGUGAUACAGUCAUAUGUGUGGACCCCCAAGUCCACUGCUUAUACAGGAGAAAGAGUGGCCUCUCCCUGGCUCUUCAACACUCCUCCUAUGACCUUAAUAAGACCUCUCCCUGAUGCAAAUCUAAGAUUCUUGGAGGAAAAAGAAAAAGGCACUUCCCUUCUCUCCACCAUCCCCAACUGGCCCCUCUGCCUGGGCCUGGGCUUGAAGAAGCAAAGGCAAGGAGGGAGCUGUGGCCAGAGCCACAGGCCCGCUUGGACCUCUACCCUGUCAGCACUCCUGGCCCUCCUGACCCUGCCCCCUUCCUGGGAGAGGCCAUUUUUGCAGCCUGGACUCUUCAGCCUUAUUACAAUUGAUGUGCCUGACGAUCUACACACCACAGGGCUAACAUUCCCACCAGAUUUCCAGCAAGUAUCCAGACACAUUCACCACCCUGUGCAGGGAAAGUAGACCACACCCCAAAGAAAGAAUCAUGUACCACUUUGCAGAUCCCUGGGUGGCAGUGUACCCCUCCUGGACUCCAGCCAUCCCCAGGUCUCAUCACAGAUGCUUUUGAAAGAGUGACAGUUUGGGGGGUUCCAAAAAUAUCAGCCAACACUGCUCACUGCUCAUCCCCAAUUGCCCCAGGGACUGCCUCUUUUGCUUUCUGGAACAGGGAUGGGAGCUGUUCCUCGUCUCCUCCCAUCUCCAUGUCAGGUGGCAGCUCUUCCCCUGUGGAAAUACCUUGCAGCACACUGUUGUGAGGUCCAGAGGAAGGACGAAGUGACAUGAAAGGGCACUUAGGACACUCAAGAGACUGGUGAUGCAGCAUGAUGAGUGUAGAACUGACUUUAGCACACCCACCCUGAGCACCGGUGAUGUGGAGCACCUGCCAAACACUGAGCACUGAGUGGGGGAGGGGAGGGAGGGGGAGGGGCACUGCGAUGAAGCAGCGUGGGCCCUGGUCCCAGGGACACGCCUAGUAAAAACUGGGCCUGGUGAGGCAGGUACCUAGGCAUAAUGGCCACAGGACAGAAGGUGACAGAAGAAGGCCUGAGAAGUGUGUGUGAUGUUGCCAAAGGCCUAUGCAGCUGGUGCGGACCAAGGAAAGCUUUCUGGAAGAGGAUGCAUUGGAGUAAGUCAGGAAGAUUAUGAGGAAACUGCAAGUUGAAAGGGUGAAGGAUGGAGGGACCAGAGGGAAGCCUAAUGUACCCUCAUUUAAAAUGUCAAGCUUCCCUGCAACUUCUCAUUUGGGCCAAUAUCUUUUGACUUUCCUGACCCAUUAGAAAUGUCCCCAGCCAGAUGCAAUUAUUGAAACUGUCUCAUUAUCACUGGUUAACAACUUGCAAGAUUGAAGAGCUUUUGUUACUGUUGUUGAAUAUUUUUGUUUCCCAUGAAAGUACAUCAUUUCAACCCAAA